Molecule: messenger RNA, 1214 nt
Organism: Theileria parva strain Muguga
Lineage: Eukaryota; Apicomplexa; Aconoidasida; Piroplasmida; Theileriidae
Gene: PPX1
Product: Serine/threonine-protein phosphatase 4 catalytic subunit
Exons: 2
Coding region: 167-1081 (304 amino acids)
Biological process (GO): double-strand break repair via homologous recombination; peptidyl-serine dephosphorylation
Cellular component (GO): nucleus; cytoplasm
Molecular function (GO): protein serine/threonine phosphatase activity
Source: RefSeq, a predicted model, not a curated record
AUUUUCCUGGAUAACUUAUACUUAUUUAUAUAUUGUUUAGAGGAUAGUUGUAGUUUGAUUAGAAUUAAUUUAGUGUAAUUGCUAAAAUAAUAAAAACAUACGUAUGGGGAGUUGGUGUCAUUAAUAAAUAAAUUAAUAAUGUAGAAUAUGGAUCAAUGAGGGUGAAAUGAGUGAUAUAGAUCGAGAUAUCGCUCAACUUAAGAAAUGUGAAUAUUUGAGCGAAAACGAGGUCAGAUUACUGUGUAAUAAAGCCAAAGAAAUACUUAUCGAGGAAUCUAACAUACAAUAUGUAGAUUCUCCAGUUACAGUUUGUGGCGACAUUCAUGGCCAAUUUUAUGAUUUUAAAGAGUUAUUAGAGGUUGGAAAUGACAUUCCUCAGACAAACUACUUGUUUAUGGGUGAUUUUGUUGAUAGAGGUUACUACUCAGUUGAGACAUUUUUGUUAUUGCUUUCCUUUAAAGUCAGGUAUCCUGACCGUAUAACCCUUAUCAGAGGGAACCACGAGUCAAGACAGAUUACACAGGUGUAUGGGUUUUACGACGAGUGUAUCAGAAAGUAUGGAAGCGUCAACGUAUGGCGUUACUGCACAGAUAUAUUCGACUAUUUCUCCAUAGGAGCCCUUGUCGACAACCAGUUCUUUUGUAUUCAUGGAGGACUUUCUCCAUCAAUUCUCACCAUAGACGAGAUAAGGUGUCUUGACAGGAAACAGGAAGUUCCUCAUGAGGGUCCCAUGUGUGACUUGCUCUGGUCAGACCCUGAGACAAUGGAUGGCUGGGGUGCUAGUCCCAGAGGGGCAGGCUUUCUCUUUGGGGGUGAUGUAGUACGCCAGUUCUGCCACCAGAAUAACAUUCAAACAAUCGCAAGGGCCCAUCAGUUAGUGAUGGAAGGAUAUAAAUGGUGGUUUAACAAAAGUCUUAUAACAGUUUGGUCAGCCCCUAACUACUGUUACCGUUGUGGAAAUAUCGCAAGUAUAAUGGAGUUGGACGAGAACUUAAAUUGCAACUUCAAAAAAUUUGAAGCUGUUCCACCUGAUAAAAGAGGCGUUCCUGCAAAGAAACCACUUCCGGAGUAUUUUUUAUAAUCGUUUUCUAUGCUCUAAUCUCACAUGUCAAUUAUUUACUUUUUCAAAUGGAUUUUAAGAGUUAACCAAUACGUUUAAGAUACUGUAUGAUUGGUUCUACAAUGUUUUAUAUAAUUAAUAUCCUAUUAAAAUG